Molecule: messenger RNA, 2133 nt
Organism: Bacidia gigantensis
Lineage: Eukaryota; Fungi; Ascomycota; Lecanoromycetes; Lecanorales; Ramalinaceae
Exons: 2
Coding region: 1-2133 (710 amino acids)
Source: RefSeq, a predicted model, not a curated record
AUGACGUGCCUGGCCAGCCACGCCGCCCUUCCAGCUAGACCCAAACAGGUCAAGCUGCCAAGACUGGAUGCACUUCGGAUUGGUGCAAAUCAAGGUUCAGAACCUCGUACGGGUAAAGUUUCUUGGUCAUGCACGUCGACAUAUCGACCACCUCUCGUUUCUGCCCGACCAUCCUCUUCACCAACCAAGAAGCAAGAUGACAACCCUGCUGGCAAGAAGCUGUGUGACGGCGAUGAUGUGAUCAACUAUCAUAGGAGCAGACAGGCUGGCUCCUCCACGACUCCUGCGCAACCAUCGACAUGUCCGCCGGCGCAGACCGAUACUGUCACGCAAACAGAUUUCCAGACCGUCACACUUACCAACAAGCAGGAGGAAACCCAGACUAAGACGGAUUACCAGACCGUCACCACCGUGAAGUACAACAACCAGACUCAAACUCAGACCGUCACAGCUACUGUCACAAGUAAGGAAGAAGAAACUCAGACCGCCGUCGUCACAACCGUGCAGAAGGAGACGCAGACGAUUACGUUCUCAACCACGAAGAAGGAAAAUCAGACUUUGACUGUCACCCAAGCGCCAGCUACUGUCACGAAGACACAGUCAGAGACACUGACGACAACGACAGUCCAGGAGGAGACGCAAACAGUCACCCAAGCUCCAGCUACUGUCACGAAGACACAAUCAGAGACGCAAACAGUUACUCAAGCCCCAACGACAAUUACAAAGACUCUCGCCCAGAAUCUUACCCUUACUACCAUGGAGAAAGAAACAAAGACGGCUACAGUCACUUUGCCAGCUACCACCGUUACGACAACAGAAGAGGAGACAAAAACAUCUACAGUCUCGCUUCCGCCCACCACCGUUACGACGACAGAGAAAGAGACAAAGACGGCGACAAUUACGCAGGCGCCAACAACUAUUACUGCUACCAAAGUCCAAUCAGAGGUCCUCACCGUUACCCAGACACAGGCUCCCUCAACGGUGACUACUACCCAGGAGCAGACUCAAACAGUUACGACCGUUAAGCAGCAGACUGAGACGAGCACUGUUACACAGGCGCCAACGACUAUCACUGCUACCAAAGUCCAAUCAGAGGUCCUCACCGUUACCCAGACACAGGCUCCCUCAACGGUGACUACGACUCAGGAGCAGACUGAGACAAGCACUGUUACACAGGCGCCAACGACUGUCAUUACCACUAAAACGCAAUCAGAAAUCCUAACCAGCACUGUCACCCAAGCACCUUCUACCGUUCUUCUGACGUCAACGAUCAAGGAGGUUCUCACUCUUACGUCAACUUCAACCCAGAAGGAAGUCCAGACAAGCACAGUCACCCAAGCUCCAUCUACUGUCACAACAACCAAGACCCAGGAACAAGAGCUCACGACUACCGUAACCCAAGCGCCUUCUACAUUGACGAAGACAGAGACUCAACAGGAAGUGCAGACUGCUACGAUAACUGAGAAGAAAGUCAAAACAACGACUGAGAUCCAGACAGCUACAGUUACACAGGCUCCGUCUACGACAACCGUAACGACUACUCAAGAACAGAUUCAAUCAGUCACUGCGACGUCUACUCUGGUAAAAGAGGAGACGGAGACAGAGACGGUCACUGGGGCUCCCCAGACGACUACCGUAACCGCUACGUUGAAAGAGGUUAAAACAAACACUCAGACAAUCACUUCAACGCAAGAAGAAGUCGAGACAAAGACGGAAACGCUAGCCCCGUCGACUACGACCGUUGCAACGACCUUGAAGGAGGUUCAGACCCUUCUGGUAACCAUCAGCCAGACCGUUACUACGACCCAAGAAGCUGUACUCACUACGACCGCAACACUUGCCCCCUCAACGGCCACGGUGACUAAAUCACAACAAGAAAUCGCAACAGUAACCGAGACAGAGCAAACGACCGGAACACCAUCAUCUCCAGCGGCAAUAGAGAAGUCUGAAGGGCAGCCUAUUAUUCCUACAGGUGUUGCGUCACAGAGAAGCGAUGGCCAAGUGAACAUCCCAGCUACCGGCACCGCACUUCCACCUUCACCUUCUCCAUUCACAGGAGCAGCAGCUUCACUGAGAUGGGACAAGCACCUUACUUGGGCUGUUGGUGCACUAGUAGGGCUCGCCCUGUUGUGA